AUGUCCAUUAAUGAUACUUUUGCUGCGCUAAAAGAGUCUCUAACCAAAGCAUUGUCUCUAUACUACCCUCUUGCCGGUAGACUUGCUCCUGAUGAAUCUUCCAUCAACUGCAACGACGAAGGCAUACCCUUUGUCGAAGCUCGUUGUGAUUGCACUCUUUCGGCCUUCCUCAACGCUCUAAACCGCGUUGAAUUUGUUUGGCGUUUCGUACCUAGCAUCAUCCCGCCUUCCGCUGAUCUUUAUCCGCAAACUACUUUCAGGUCAUUGAUGGCUGUAGAGCUAGUUCCACUGGCGGUACAAGUAACGGUCUUCAAAUGUGGCGGGGUGUUAAUUGGGACCAAGGGAAUACACAAAAUCCUUGAUGCAACCUCAUGUGGUAGUUUCUUGAAAUGUUGGUCCGACUUUGCAAGAGGACAUCAAGUAGUCAGUAAGCCGGAAUUCGCCUCAUCCGUGUCUCUAUUUCCUCCGUGUACUUGGGCUGCUAUAUCGCCACCUAGGGAACCCAUGCCGUUAUGGAUAUUGGAUGGCAACAAGAUGGAUGGCACAGGAUGGAUCGUUAAGAUAUGCUGA
Molecule: messenger RNA, 570 nt
Organism: Chenopodium quinoa (quinoa)
Lineage: Eukaryota; Viridiplantae; Streptophyta; Magnoliopsida; Caryophyllales; Amaranthaceae
Product: vinorine synthase-like
Exons: 3
Coding region: 1-570 (189 amino acids)
Source: RefSeq, a predicted model, not a curated record